AUAAAUCGCACCUCUUCUCUUCUUUCGCUAGAGCCACCAAAUCAAUGUAUCUCUAGCUUCGACAAGGCAAAAGGUGCAGCCACCAUGGGUAUAGAGAGAGCUGAAACUAAGGUACACCUUAUAAUUCAUAUACGGAUAGGAUAUUCAUCACUUACUCAAUCUGGAAUCAUAAAUGACUUGGCUCUUUCCGUAGCAGAG
Dovyalis caffra is the source of this 198-nucleotide messenger RNA. The record is from the annotation of a GenBank genome assembly. Lineage: Eukaryota; Viridiplantae; Streptophyta; Magnoliopsida; Malpighiales; Salicaceae.